GAUCGCACAGGAAAGAGCGACAGACUCGAUAAACCGUGCAGUGCAGGUGCUGCUGCUGGAAACAGGCGGCAGCCAGAGCGUCCGUCGGCAGGCGUGGCAGUGGGUUGGCCCAGGCGUUAUCAGCGAUGAAAAACACAGGGGUCUAUAGACUAACCAUCAAAUAAGGCUCUCCGUAUAGCCUGGCAAAGGACCCCUGCAGCCGUAAACCAACAUUUCCUUAAGUAGCUGCUUUGCUAGAGCCGCCCUGCUGCUGUUGAGAGCUGGAAUCGGGCAGUGGGUGUGAGGCGCACCCACAAAGGACAAGGUGUCAGGAAUGCGCUGAGCUCGCCCAUCCAAUCCCAGUCGUGAGGCAAGCAAAAGAGGUAAAAGAUGAGCGAAUCCCCCACCUCGAAGGACACUUCGCUGCAACACAGCCCCAGCGAUGGCGGCCCAGAGGGGCUUCUGUCCCCUCAGCACUCCACACCCAGCUCUGGACCCCAGCAUAAGAAACGCAUCUCCAGCCUCCUGCAGAGCCCGUCAUUCAGGGAGGAGCUGGAUGUGCUGAUCCAGGAGCAGAUGAAGAAGGGAGGCAGCUCCUCCAACCUAUGGGCUCUCAGACAGCUGGCAGACUUCAUGGCCUCCCAUGGCUCCCCGGCCGCCCUGCCCGUCGCCCCUUCAAACAUGAUGAUGGUGACACCCAUCAACGACCUGCAUGGCUGGGAGCCCGGCAGCAUGGUGAAGGGGGAGAGGCUGAUGCGCUGCAAGCUGGCCAGCAUCCACCGCCUGUUUGACCUCUACGGCUGGGCCCAACUCAGCCACACCUGCCUCACUCUGCGUGUGAGUAAAGAACAGGAGCACUUCUUGGUGCUUCCAGACGGCCUGGGCUACAGUGAGGUCUCUGCGUCCAGUCUGGUGAAAGUGAAUAUCCUGGGUGAAGUGGUGGAGAAGGGCAACACCUCCCUCGACGUGGACAUGGAGAAGUUCAGCCUGCAUUCAGCCAUUUAUUCUGCCCGGCCGGACGUUCGCUGUCUGCUUCACCUCCACACACCAGCGACAGCAGCAGUGUCAGCCAUGAAGUGUGGUCUCUUGCCGCUGUCCCAUGAGGCUUUGCUGGUGGGUGAUGUGGCUUACUUUGACUACAACGGAGUCAUGGAGGAAGAGCAAGAUAGGGUGGAGCUGCAAAAGAGCCUUGGGCCCACUUGCAAGGUAAUGGUGCUGAGGAACCACGGCAUCGUGGCCCUGGGGGAGUCUGUAGAGGAAGCCUUCUACACCAUCUAUCACAUCCAGGCUGCCUGCCAGAUCCAGGUUUCAGCUUUGUGCUCCGCUGGUGGUGAACAGAACCUAAUUUUACUGGACCGGACCACUCAGAAACCCAAUCCAGCUGGUACUGUGGGCUGGGCCGGCUCCACCUUUGGCCCCCUGCAUAAGAGCCGUCUGGGGGAGCACGAGUUUGAAGCCCUCAUGAGGACCCUGGAUAACUUGGGCUACCGUACGGGCUACGCCUACCGUUUCCCCGUGUUGCUGGAGCGCUCGCGGACACGGCGAGACGUGGAGGUCCCUGCCACAGCCAUAGCCUUCCACCAGUUUGAGGAGGACGGAGGCCACCCGGCCCUCCGGCAGCACCCUUUCACCCAGCGUCAGCAGCAGGAGAGGACCCGCUGGCUCAACACCCCAAACUCCUACCAGAAAGUCAGCCAGGAGCAGGGCAGCCCGGGACACCAGCGCACCACUUGGAUGAGGACAGAGGAGGUGACGCAGGCGGGCAGCACGCCCAUCAAGAUCGAAAACCCCAACCAGUUUGUUCCUCUUUUCACCAACCCUCAAGAGGUAUUGGAAACCCGAAACAAGAUCCGGCAGCAGAAUCGGGAGGACAUGAAGACAGCUGGGCCUCAGUCUCAAGUCCUUGCCAGUGUCAUAACAGGCGAGAGUCCUCCGUCUCCAGUAAGCCCACCCAAACUCCCACCAGAACCAGAACCCCCCAACCCCUUCAACCAACUGACAGACCAGGAGCUGGAAGAGUACCGCAAGGAGGUGCAGAGGAAACAAGACGGAGGAACCGACGGGGAGGAGGUGGUAAAUGAAAAUGAGUCCCCGCCUGCUACCUCCCCUACAAAGAGCCCCCCACCCAGCAGUCCUCCACCCUCAGAAGAGGCAAAGAAUGACUCCCCGGCUGUGCAAAACGGAGAGGAAGUGGAGGAGGAGGAGAAGCAGACAACAGAGGAACUGGAGAAAGGAAUGAAGGCUCUCACAACCAAUGACACGCCAAACUCGCCUUCCAUCACCCUUGCUGCUCUGCCUGCCAAACCACAGGGUGGCACCCCGGAGGGAUCGCCCUCAAAGUCUCCAUCCAAGAAGAAAAAGAAAUUCAAGGCACCGUCCUUCCUAAAAAAAAGCAAGAAGCAGAAAGAGAAAGCUGAGACCUGAGGGAUGCACACUGACCAGACCUGGGUUAAGCACUAUUUGAAUGUAAUUCUUACUGUAUGUUUUAAACUGCUUGGAGUAACACAUGGUUUGGGUUCACUUAAUUAAAACUAUUCAGAUAGUAUCAGGAAAGUUCUGGAUGACAGGAGCAGUCAAACUAUAUUAACUUUCAAUCCCCUUUCUGAUGUUGUUUGUCUCUCUGCAUUAUUGGCCAACACCCAAUCUGCCCAUUUUGAACAGGUUAAAACAAACUGCUAUUUUCAAAUAUCAUUUGACCCAGGUCUGAUACAGAUUUUUUUUUUGUGGCACAUUACUCCACUACCGACUACACUCACAGACACAAUACCUGUAAUACUGACGCUCACCUUAUAAUUUUCACCUGCUUCUGCGCUAAUCAAACCUUUGCUGACAUGUACAAUAUGGGCAUAUUAAGUUUCUGUGAUUGCACAACUAGGAUUAGAAGUAGUCUCUUCCUAUGCACUUCAGAAAACAGUUUCGUACCAGUCUUUUUUUAUCCACAAUUUUGCAAGAAACCAUGGAAUCAGUAAGUCUCCAUGAGUUAUGCACCCUUCCUUCAUGUAUAGGCAUAAUGCAUUCGACACAUGUAUACAAAUAUUACAGUAUGUUGCAUUUAUUCAUUAUCAAUGGCAUCCCCAGGUCAUGAUUUGGUCAUGUUUUAUCAAAUAAGUUCAAAUAUGUGAGCACUGAUGGAGUUCAUGUAGAAUAUGCUGUUAGAUGCUGAUUGUACUUCUCUGAAUGAAUGCUGGUCUUGUAAAACUAUCGGCAUAUACAAAGUUAUAACAACAGGGACCAAAAAAGAAAAAAGACAAGGAAACAAAAUAACUGGGUCCAGAUAAAACACAAUCCACUAUAAAUGGUACUAAUACCAAACAGGGAUAUAUACUUAUAAAAUAUGUUACUUGCCGAUGCAGUUUCAAGUCCCAAUAAUGGAAGGCACUAAACAUUCCACUUUUCAUUUUCUUUUAAAUGUAUGUUUGCAAAAUACCUCUCAACACCUGUAACUAUAUAUUUUUUUUCAACCAGUAGCUAAUAUCAAAAGUGCUGAUUUGUGAUUUUUGUUCAUGGUUUUAAUUUAUUUCAUAUUAGAAUGUUUAAGUGUGUUAAAAGUUUAACAUGUAUCACUCAUUAAA
Lampris incognitus (smalleye Pacific opah) is the source of this 3551-nucleotide messenger RNA. RefSeq names its product adducin 2 (beta) (gene add2). The transcript is spliced from 15 exons. The record is from RefSeq and is a predicted model, not a curated record. The coding region runs from base 370 to 2403 and encodes 677 amino acids. Gene Ontology annotation, cellular component: postsynaptic density; plasma membrane; cytoskeleton. Gene Ontology annotation, molecular function: actin filament binding. Gene Ontology annotation, biological process: barbed-end actin filament capping. NCBI's taxonomy places the organism in Eukaryota, Metazoa, Chordata, Actinopteri, Lampriformes, Lampridae.